This is a messenger RNA of Phyllostomus hastatus (greater spear-nosed bat), 1595 nucleotides long. RefSeq names its product lactamase beta 2 (gene LACTB2). Gene Ontology annotation, cellular component: mitochondrial matrix. Bases 145 to 1011 code for a protein of 288 amino acids. NCBI's taxonomy places the organism in Eukaryota, Metazoa, Chordata, Mammalia, Chiroptera, Phyllostomidae. The transcript is spliced from 7 exons. The record is from RefSeq and is a predicted model, not a curated record. Gene Ontology annotation, molecular function: RNA endonuclease activity; single-stranded RNA binding.
GUCACGUCUGGCCCCGCCCCCAGCAUGGAGGCGGAUCCCUUUCCGCCUCCAGUCUGGGGACUGCUGGUUCCGCCAAGGGCCUACUAGCGGCUUCUGUGCUGCGGUCACAGCCUGAGCUACGCUCCUGCAGUGGCUUAGGCGAAGAUGGCAGCCACUCUGCAACGCGUCGAGCGACUGUCCCAUCGGGUGGUGCGCGUCCUGGGUUGUAACCCGGGUCCCAUGACUCUGCAAGGCACCAACACCUAUCUGAUAGGGACCGGCCCCAGGAGGAUCCUCAUUGACACUGGAGAACCAGCUAUUCCAGAAUAUAUGACCUGUUUAAAGCAGGCUUUGAACGAAUUCAACACAGCAAUCCAGGAAAUCAUAGUGACUCAUUGGCAUCCUGAUCAUACUGGAGGCAUAAGGGAUAUUUGUAAAAACAUUAAGAAUGAUACCACAUAUUGCAUUAAAAAGCUCCCACGGAACCCUCAGAGAGAAGAAAUUAUAGGAGAUGGAGAGCAACAAUACGUUUAUCUAAAAGAUGGAGAUGUGGUUAAGACUGAGGGUGCCAGUCUAAGAGUUAUAUACACACCUGGCCACACUGAUGAUCAUAUGGCUCUGCUUUUAGAGGAGGAAAAUGCUCUCUUUUCUGGAGAUUGCAUCCUAGGGGAAGGAACAGCUGUAUUUGAAGACCUCUAUGAUUAUAUGAACUCUCUAAAAAAGUUAUUGACAAUCAAAGCUAAUAUUAUAUAUCCAGGACAUGGCCCAGUAAUCCAUGAUGCUGAAGCUAAAAUUCAAGAAUACAUUUCUCACAGAAAUAUUCGAGAAAAGCAAAUUCUUACAGUAUUACGUGAUAAUUCCGAAAAAUCAUUUACAGUAACAGAGCUUGUAAAAAUUAUUUACCAGAAUAUUUCUGAGUCUUUACAUAAAAUGGCUGAACAUAAUCUCUUGCUUCAUUUGAAAAAAUUAGAAAAAGAAGGAAUGAUAUUUAGCAACACAGAUCCUGACAAGAAAUGGAAAGCUCAUCUUUAGUUUCAGAUUAACGGAAAUUUCAUUGUUUGGUUUUGCUUUGUUUUCAGAGAAUGGUAUGUUCUCUUACCUAUUACUUACAGAGAAUAUAAGUAUAUAACAUUGAAAAUAACCCUUGAUAUAAUUUAAAAUAAUGCCAUCUUUUUUCUCAAAUAUAUAACUUACAUUUUACAGCUAUAAUGUAGAAUAUUUUAUCUAACCUAGCUCUUACAAUAUUUUACCAAAUAUUCAGGAUCCAACAGUUUAUCCACUUCCAUCCAGUCCAUUAAGUAAAAUGAUUAGUUUAAAAAUAAUACAAUUUAUAUAAUUUAAACUAGAUAUUAUUCUUUGAGAUUGGCUCUCUAUUACCAGUGGCCAAAAUACUUCUCUAGCUGCUUCAGUAACAGCACAGAUUUCUAUGUUAUCCUUCUUUUCUGCAACCCUCUUCUGUAUCUACAGAUAAUAGCUUUGUUUUCAUGUUUGUAUUAAUUAUAUCAUGAUUAUGUAUCAGUUCUGUAACUCUUUAUUAUGUUUAUUUUCUUACGUUGGUAUUCUACAAAUGAUUCAUACACAUCAACUUUUGAUAAUUAAAAAAUAUUAUACUCCCA